Messenger RNA from Aspergillus saccharolyticus JOP 1030-1, 2822 nucleotides. It is a transcript of the gene grc3, whose product is annotated as putative RNA processing protein Grc3. Lineage: Eukaryota; Fungi; Ascomycota; Eurotiomycetes; Eurotiales; Aspergillaceae. Gene Ontology annotation, cellular component: nucleus. The transcript is spliced from 5 exons. Gene Ontology annotation, biological process: cleavage in ITS2 between 5.8S rRNA and LSU-rRNA of tricistronic rRNA transcript (SSU-rRNA, 5.8S rRNA, LSU-rRNA). Bases 202 to 2688 code for a protein of 828 amino acids. Gene Ontology annotation, molecular function: polynucleotide 5'-hydroxyl-kinase activity. The record is from RefSeq and is a predicted model, not a curated record.
UCGUGUCUCUGCAGGUUGCGAGGACCCGAUUCGGACUUUUCGAGCGAUAACCUUUUUUUCUGCUCCGCGAAGCACGGACCACCCGAGGAAGUCCGCGGCCUCAAAUAUGAACCUUUUUUGGGCAGUCCCGCGCCGCAAGUCCCUCGCUUUUGCGCCUUGCAAUUUAAAUCUUGCGUGCUCUCGAUUGCUUCAUCAAGAACCAUGAAGAGAAAGGCAGAUAAACCGCAAGCAGCUGCUCCGGUCAGCGCCUUUGCGGCUCGCAAAGCUCGGCAGCAACAGGCGCAAAGCGCGGCAGCAGCUGUCGAAAAACCAGUCGCUUUCGAACCGGCUGGUGAGCCUCCGUCGAAGAAAGCCCGACGCUCUCCCGAAGAAGCAACUGCAGGCGAGCAGGAACGAACCCAGCCGAGACGAUCUACGAGGCGAAAGGAUGUUGAUCCGGUCGAGCAACCAGCAGAAGAGGCGCGCAGGGUAACACGCUCGCACAAAGCUCCGCAGCCAAAGGCACAGGAUAUUGCCCCAUCGACUGAGGAGCACGCUUCAUCAGACGCAGAGUCGGAGGCAGAGAAUGCCGCAGUGGAGGAAGCCAAUGGUGUCGGAUUCACCCCGCUGCAGGGAGAUGAUGACGAAUACGAAUCUCCCGCGGAUACCCCUGUGCAAAUGCAGGACUUCCCGCUGUCAAAGACGCGGUUGAACAAGAACAAUGUGGUGUACAGCGACGAGCAUAGGCUCUGCGUCCGGAUCAAGGAGAAGAUGAGUCUUGUGUUUAUCGGGCAUUACGAUCUCUGGGUCAAGCGUGGUGUGGUGAGCCUCAUGGGCGCAAAAUUGCACCCUUCCUCCCGAGUCUACAGAGUCUACGCCCCCUCGACGCAUUCCUUGCCUGUGAUCAAAUGCGUUUCUGGCGUUGAUGGUGCGGCUGAGGUCGAGGUGAAGUCAUGCCACAGUGGAAUCUAUCGUCUCAGGCAUCUGUCGCCAUUGUAUGAACGGGUAUGGAACAGCAAGAACACGGCAGCCGACAAGCUCACACUGAAAAACGUGUCACCAUCGACCAAGCGCACAUUCUCAGUGCUGUACACAUCUGCGGACGACUCCUUGAAGAGACAUCUCCGACCCCUGCACCUUGAGAAGCAGUGGAGCUCGGCCAUCAAGUCCCUGUCUCAGCGCGGUGGACGACUGCGAGCACUGAUCUGUGGUCCCAAGGGCUCUGGAAAGUCCACUUUUAGUCGCUACCUUCUUAACCACCUUCUCAGUCCUGCUCCGCAGACCGAGACAAGCCAUCGCAACACCGAUGGUGUCGCCUUCCUCGACCUUGAUCCCGGCCAGCCCGAGUUCUCUCCUAUGGGACAAGUGUAUCUUGCCCAUCUCCGUUCACCAGUCUUUGGUCCUCCAUUCUCUCACCCAUCGCUAGAUGACUCUCGCAACGGCACUAUUGUACGAGCGCAUCACAUCGGAGCGAACUCGCCCAAGGAAGACCCUGACCACUAUGUUUUAGCGGCGAAGGAUCUCAUGGAUCGGUACCGCUCUCUGCUGGCGGACUACCCGCAAUGCCCUCUAAUCAUCAACUAUCCAGGCUGGAUCUUUGGACUUGGCCUUGAGGUAGCAACCUACCUUGUGAGCUCUCUCGGUCUGUCAGACGUCGUCUACAUGAGUGACAAGGGCCCUGCCGAGGUGAUUGAACCUCUGGGUCAAGCCGCCUCUCAGGCCAAAGUGCCUCUGACCAUUCUUCCCUCCCAACCCACCGAUUUUGUGAGCCGGUCCAGCGCUCAGCUCCGCUCCAUGCAGAUGCAAUCCUACUUCCACAUGACUCACCCCAGCGACAUGGAAACGCCAUUAUGGCACGGGCAGCCCCUCGCGCGCACCCAGCCGUUCCAGGUUCAUUACUCUGGUCCCAAUCAGGACAUUCAAGGCAUCAUGGUGAUGGGCUCACAAAUUCACCCUGACCUUCUUUCCGAAGUUCUCGAGGGAAGCAUCGUUGCCAUCGUCGCUGUGGAAUCCUCCAAUGCCCUUCUCGGCAGUACUUCUACCCCCGACUCUACAACCACGACCCCAGCUGUCGCCGUCGACGCUGCCUCCGACAUAAUCAUGGCCGACGAUGAUGACCACACGAACAGACCACAGCCCGCGACAACAGACCUCAGCUCAAACAUCGCCCGCACCCCCGAAUCCCUUCCGUACCUCUUUGCCGGCUCCGGCAGCUCCAAUCCCUUCGACCCGCGCAAAUCCCAUAGUCUAGGCCUCGCCCUCGUCCGCUCCAUUGAUCCCGCCUCCCACACCAUCGACCUCGCCACCCCGAUUCCCAGUUCACGGAUUCAAAGGGCCCGCCAACACGGCCACGCCCUGGUCCUCGUGCGCGGCCUUUUGGACAACCCAAACUGGGCAAUCAGCGAGGACUACUACGCGGCCCGCUCGGAGCAGAAGCGGUACCGGGACUCGCUCGAGAAGCUCGCCAAGCGGAAUACCAGCAAGGCAGUCGUCGACGCUGAAGAGGCGCGCAGGCAACAGCGGGUGGCGGAGAUGCUGAAGGAUCGCGUUCGCAGGGCCAGCACCAACGUGCCCUGGAUGACGGUGAUUGAGGACCACAGGAACCGGCAGGCGGACGGUGCGGCGGGCACGCAGCGGGAGAAGGGGCUGUGGAAGUUGAGGAAGCAGGCGUAUGCGGGGAGUGGCAGCGAGGGGGAGGGGGAUUGGUAGAGUGGGUAGUGGGACUGGGGCUGUGGGAUUGGUUAUCGUAAUAAUCACCACCCAAGGUGUAUAUAGAUGUAGAUUGGAUUGGUUGGUGGAUUACGUGAAAAGUUGGUUUUCUCUCGGUCAUAGACGUAUACAUC